UAUUGGUCCAGGCCAUUUAUUUUCCCUUAUUUAAUGAAGUACUCGCUUAGCAUCAAACUGGCAGCCAGAGGCAGAUCCCUGCCAUGAAUAGACUAGUGGGUGAUUAUUGUCCCUUACAGCACAGACAAGCUCCACCCUAUACACAGUCCCCACAUGCCCAACGUUCCAUGGCAGGAGCCAAUCGCCAGGAGAACUAUGGUGCUUCUAAAACUACAACUCCCAGCAUGCCCGUCCAUCUCGGCCGCACGUUCGGUUCAGUGGACUGUGGGAGGUGUAUUGGUUUGUUUCUCAGACCCCUGUAUGGAGCCUACUCCCCCUCCCUCUCGGUAACCCACAGCGGGCGGCAGACAGGAGUGGCGCCCGGACACCCGCAGCAGCCAUUUUGAAUUGAGCAGACAAAGAGCGCGCGUUUCUUUGCCGGGACCCUUCUCUCCGCUUUAAACCUCGUCAUCUCACCCGGCUUGUCUCCCAGACGCUUCCCCGGCCUCCCCCUAUUUUUCUGGAUCCCUCCUGUCCUAACGACCCCGCUUGAGCCCUUCCUGCCCUCCCAAUACCGCUCGCAGCCAUUUGCCCACUCCUUAUGUAGCCAUGAGCCAGCCAAUGGGAAAUCCUCUCCGGUGUGACGUAAUUGCCCCGCCGCGCAGGCGCACAGAGCUGCUGCCCUCCUGAGUUGAGCGGCGGAGUAAAGAUGGCGGCGGGUUCGGAUCUGCUGGAUGAGGUUUUCUUCAACACGGACGUGGACGAUAAAGUGGUCAGCGAACUGGUGGGAUCCCUGGAGUCUCAACUGGCCGCCGCGGCCCACCAGCACCAUCAUCAUCACCAGCAGCAGCCCCCCGCCGAGGCCCGUAGCCAGGCCCUGGCUAACCAUGUCACCAGCCCGGGGGUAGGGGCAGCCAGUGCGGGGGGACAGCCUGAGGCCAAGAUAGGGCUCUCCCCGGAGGUGCCUAAGACGGGAGCCGCUGUCCCUGGAGUUCAAGGAGGUGUCAUUAACAGCCGACCACAAACCACAGCCCAGCCUGACGGGACUCAGUCUGCUAUACCUGAAGCACCAGGAGCUCUUAGCCAGGCUAAAGCUGGGGUUCUGGGCACCAUGGCAUCCACUCUGCCCAACCACAGUUCAGGUAAUGGUAAAAACGCCACCCUACAGACCAUGAAUGGGAGUAAUGUUGUGAUUAAUUCACAUGGACCCGGGGGUCAUGGGACCCCUUAUCAGGGGAACAGCAACCUGAUGAACAAUGGACCCGCUCCUGUCACUAAGGGUGGAGUGAACCCAGGAGCUAACACCGUUAUUCAGACUUUUCUUGGGACUACUAAUGUGGCAUCCUCUGUCAUCUCUUCCUCAUCCACAUCAACCGCUGGAGCAGCUGGGCAACAAACUGGCAUGGCGGGUGUACCCACGAGUGUAGCAUUGGUGAGACCUCUUUUGCACCAGGGUGUGCCUGCCACUCAGAAUGGGAGCAAUACUGUGAUCAAUUCCCCUUUGUCAACCCCUGCCGGAGUAUCGCUGCAAAUGAACAGUCAGCCCAGUCCUGUAAUCAAGUCGGAAUCCCCUAAAACGAUUAUCCAGCCCCCUCAGCAGAGCCAGCCUAACCCUGGCAAUAUGGUGUUAGCACAGACUAUGCAAGCAGGCCAUCCUGGUCCUGGAGGAGCUGUGUCUGCCCCUGCUACUCUUACAGCAAUGGGCAAAGCUACAGUCGGUGCCGUGCCUCUCAACUUGCCAAGGACUCCUACAGCACCAGUCGGUGGCAUCAGGGCUACAAUCGCUCCACCUAUGCUUGCUCCACGCGUGCAGCAGCCUCAGCAGAACCCAGCGAGCGUUCAGAAUUUUCAGCUUCCGCCUGGAAUGGUCCUUGUGAGGAGCGAGAAUGGCCAGCUUUUAAUGAUCCCUCAGCAAGCCUUGGCCCAUAUGCAGGCGCAAGCUCAAGCCCAAGCCCAAGCACAAGCCCAGUCGCAAUCUCAGAACACCAUGGUUCCCCGUCCUGCCACUCCAACCAGUGCCCCUCCUGUACAGAUUUCUGCAGUGCAGUCUCCAGGAGCCCCGCUCUUAGCCAGACAGGUCACACCAACUAUCAUCAAGCAAGUAACUCAAACGCCAACGACUGUGCAGCCCACCACGACACUACAGCGCCCUCCCGUUGUACAGAACCAGAUAGUGCUGGGCAGCACUGCACAAACUGCCACUUUGGGGACCGCAACUGCCGUACAGACUGGGACACCUCAGAGACCUGUGCAAGGAGCUGCUACCCCUGCCACAGCCACAACGGAAACCAUGGAAAAUGUGAAGAAAUGCAAGAAUUUUUUAUCCACGCUGAUCAAGUUAGCUUCAUCGGGUAAACAGUCCUCUGAGACCGCAGCGAAUGUGAAAGAACUAGUGCACAACCUCCUGGACGGGAAAAUUGAAGCAGAGGAUUUCACGAGUAGAUUGUACAGAGAACUGAAUUCUUCACCUCAACCUUACCUUGUGCCUUUCCUGAAGAGGAGCCUCCCUGCCUUGCGCCAGUUAACGCCGGAUGCUGCAGCCUUCAUCCAGCAGAGUCAGCAGCAGCAGCCCCACACGCAGGCCACGACGGCCCUCACUGCAGUGAUGCUGAGUAGCUCCGUGCAGCGCACUGCUGGCAAAACUACCGCUACUGUCACCAAUACAUUGCAACAGCCAGUCAUAAGCCUCACGCAAACUGCACAGUCCAAGCCGGGGCAGCCCACCCCACUGGUCAUUCAGCAGGCACAUAAGGCGGGAGCGGUGGUACGUCCCCCACAUGUGACAUUAACUCAGCCCAUGGUAGCACUUAGGCAGCCUCCAAAUCGGAUCAUGCUCACCACACAGCAGUUGCAGUUAAACCAACUACAAACAGGUGCGGUACAAACAGUUCCAGUGGCGAAGCAAGCGUUGGUACAAGGUGCAAAAACAAUGUCUGCAAUAUCCGCGCAGGCUGCGGCAGCACAGAAAAAUAAAUUAAAAGAGCCGGGGGGAGGAUCGUUCAGAGAUGACGACGAUAUUAAUGAUGUAGCUUCUAUGGCCGGUGUGAACCUCUCUGAAGAAAGUGCAAGGAUAUUGGCAACGAAUUCGGAGUUAGUGGGCACGUUAACGCGCUCCUGCAAAGACGAGACGUUUCUUCUGCCUGCACUGCUACAGAGGAGGAUAUUGGAAAUAGGUAAAAAGCACGGAAUCACAGAAAUCCAUCAGGACGUUGUCAGUUAUGUCUCCCACGCAACACAACAGCGGCUACAAAGCAUUGUAGAAAAAAUCUCUGAAACAGCGCAGCAAAAGAAUAUUUCACACAAGGACGACGAUAGGUAUGAACAAACCAGCGACGUACGGACGCAGCUCAAAUUCUUCGAGCAGCUUGAUCAUAUCGAGAAGCAGAGGAAAGAUGAGCAGGAGCGAGAGAUUCUUAUGCGGGCAGCUAAGUCUCGGUCAAGGCAGGAGGAUCCGGAACAAUUACGGCUAAAACAGAAGGCUAAAGAGAUGCAACAGCAGGAACUGGCACAAAUGAGGCAGAGAGAUGCUAAUUUAACAGCGCUAGCAGCUAUUGGCCCUCGAAAGAAGAGGAAAGUCGAAUCACCGGGCCCUGGUUCUGGUUCAGAGUCGUCCAGCACAAGUACAGCCACGGCCAGCAGUUCUGCAGGAGGGAGCAGCCGACAGUUUACAAGACAAAGGAUAACGCGAGUCAAUCUCAGGGACCUCAUAUUAUGUUUGGAGAGUGAACGAGAGACAAGCCAUUCACUAUUGCUAUACAAAGCAUUCCUUAAGUGAAACUCACAAAACUCAACACAAAAAAAAAAAAAAUGGGAAAGAUCAAGGUAUUUUUGUUCAUUUUCUGACGUUCGUUUCAAAGAGGCAACACCCAUCCCAGGACACGUUCAUUAACCGUCGGCAGGACUUCUAUUUUUGUGUUUGUUCAUCGUUUGUUGGAGAUAACCCAACCCACCGAUGCCAAUGAACCCCUCCAGAACCCUUCAGCAGUGUACCAGGUUCGCAGCAGCCAAUGAGGGAGACCUGCGAAAGACUUGUUUGUUCUGCAUCGUCCUGUUUUUCUUUUUUUAAAAUUUGAAAAAAAAUCCAAAUUAAGGAAAGAAACUGCCUUCUGCUAAAAUCCAAGCCAUAGAGAGAUUGCUCAUUGCGACGACCAACGUCUGAGCCCACCCGUGCUGCACUUGUUUUUAAAUGAUCUGUACUGAGUUAUCAGGGUUUCUUUUUAUUAUAUAUAUAUAUACAGUUUUAGCAUCCCGACAAGCUUUUUUAAGGACAAGGAAACCUAAAAUCUAUUGGGGCAGUGACGAUAUGCUAGGCACCUCCCUUAAUGAUUCUAGUUGCUCACCUUCUACCCCAGGCCAAUGCUCUUCUUCAAAAAAUGCUCCAGCCCAGGAUACUUUAUACUGGACACUAGUGAAGUGGUCCAUUCUCAAUCUGGGCCGAUCUGAGUUUGAAAAGGGAUUCAAAGAUCCAAACUGAGCUCACACCUUCAGGUGGGGUCAUUGUCUGACUCAAAGGGUCCUAGGCCCACUGGGGAUUCCGACACAGGGCCCCUAGCCACAACCCCCCUUCCGGGCCCCCUACACUGCUGUGCUCUUCUAUCAGUCAAGUUCGGGAGAGGGAAGAUCAGGAGGCAGCGGAUGGGUGCGGGUCCAGGUUGGCUUGGCCCACCCCGACGGCCCAGUCCGAUCCUGGGUGAGGUUGGUUAAGGGUAUACUAUCCUAGCAAAGUCAGUGAUUAGGAUCCCAGCUGCAGUGCACAUAAGAAAAGUUCUGUGCACUGCUGGGGGUAGGAGGCACUGCUGAGGGUAGGGGGGCACUGCUGGGGGUAGGGGUAGCCACCCUGGUAGAACAUGCAUCCUUCUAGGUCACAUGGCAGUGUGGCUCUCUGCAAGACCCAAACUGAACUCACACCUUCAGGUGGGGUCCGUGUCAGACUGGAGGGUCCUAGGCCCACUGGGGCUUCCAACACAGGGCCCCCCAGCCACAACCCCCCUCCGGACCCCCCGCACUGCUGUGCAUACAUCUUCUUUAAGUCAGGUUCGGGAAGUGGAAGAUCAGGAGGCAGCGGAUGGGUGCGGGUCUAAGUUUGCUGGGCCCACUGGGUUUUUACCCAGUGUCCCGACGGCCCAGUCCUACCCUGGGUGAGGUGGGUUAUGGGAACACUAUCCCAGCAAUGUCAGUGAUUAGGAUCCCAGCUGCAGUGCACAUAAGAAAAGAACUGUGCACUGCUGGGGUAGGGGUCACCACCCUGGUAGAACAUGGAUCCUUCUAGGUCAAAUGUCAGUGUCACUCUCUGCAUAAAGAACCCCAGGCUGGUGUGUAUUAUGAAGACAAAUAGCCCCAUCCCAGGGAAGGAGGUAAGCAGCUACAAUCACUGGGGGUGCCUGACAACAUGACACCCCCAAAUCCCCCGCCCAGUGAUCUUUUAGUUUCCUUCUCCUUCAACCCCUUCUCUGCUUGCACAAGGGGACUCCCUGAAUCAGAUUCUUUUAUUUGCAGAUGGCAUUUUAUUCUAUAUAUUGUGCACCCCGACAUCACUCCCUUUAUUUUAGCAGCAGGCGAUUUUUUUUAAUGUUUGUUUUUAUAUAUUGAUAUAUAUAUAUAUAUAUAUAUAUCUCCAAACCUCCGUUUAAGAAAAAUCUUUAUUUUCCACCAUUAAAGAAGAACCUGUGCAGGAAAUAGCGAUUCUGUUGUGCUCCUGGGACAGGCACCACACAUGGACAAACAGAGGUUUUUAUUAAAGUGUAUAUGGCAUAAAUAUAAUAUUUUAUUUGCACUGCUUUAGGUUUUAAAUAUUUUUGUUUUUUUCUACCGAGAUGAGUGCUUACCCCUCCCCACCCCCCAUUCCCUCUUUAUUUGAUGGCAGAAACAAUAGAAACCCUGGUUAAAACGUGUUUUCAUAGUCACUGUAGAUAAUUUAUAUCACAUUACACACACAAUCCUACCAUAAAUUAUUAUGUAAAUCCAUAUAUUUUUUUUUUUUUUUGUUACCAACAGUAUGCAAGCUCUGGGGGCAAACCCUACCCCCCACCCCUCUCCGUCACCACAGCAGAAAUCGCCCUUCUUUGUAUCUAUUUUUUUAUUACAAAAAAACAAAACAAAAUAAAAACUAAAAUUAAAAUAUAUACUAAUUGGUUCUUUCUAUUUUCAGAGGUUACUGUAUCCAAACUGUCCAUUGGUAUAAGACUUUUAUGAGUGUAAAUAGUUUAGCUUCCCCUUUAAUAUCCGUCUCUCUCUCUCUUUGCCUUGUACACUGAGUUCUGAUCAGUAUUUUUACCCAACAGCUGUUACAUCUCUCCCGGCGUCCGUAAAACGAUCUUGUCUUUCCAUUUGGGGUUUUUUUUUUUUUUGUUUUUCAUGUAAAUUUUGCACAGUGACUUGUUCAUAUGUAAAUAUUUUACUUUCAAAAAUGAAGUUUUUAAUUGCUAUUGUUUUAUAUAGGAUUGAAAGAAAAUUAACGCCUUUAUUAAAAACGAAUUUAUCUGUA
Molecule: messenger RNA, 6463 nt
Organism: Xenopus laevis (African clawed frog)
Lineage: Eukaryota; Metazoa; Chordata; Amphibia; Anura; Pipidae
Gene: taf4.L
Product: TATA-box binding protein associated factor 4 L homeolog
Exons: 16
Coding region: 689-3754 (1021 amino acids)
Biological process (GO): DNA-templated transcription initiation; transcription by RNA polymerase II; DNA-templated transcription
Cellular component (GO): nucleus; transcription regulator complex; transcription factor TFIID complex
Molecular function (GO): protein heterodimerization activity; RNA polymerase II general transcription initiation factor activity; DNA binding
Source: RefSeq, a predicted model, not a curated record